AUGUUCCCCGUCUUUGCUGUUGCUCGUGGUGACGAGCAAACAGAGGCCAACAACGUCAUGACGACUCCUUCCUCCUCGAGAAGUAAAGUGGCCUCUACGCUAACGAUAAGGAACGUAAGGCUGCCUCCGGAAGCAUAUGCCUCUCUGGACGAUGCUCUUCUCUUUCCCAACGAGCAGCAGCGGCAAGAGCUGCCCCUCGUUGAUCUGGAAUACGUCCACUACCAGCCGGACCCGUCCUCUCCUUCCACAACAACCGUCGAGGUGAAACUCAGCGCGUCCGUCCGUGAAGAGCCAAACGACCUCGCGCCGGUCGAGAAGCCGUUCAACCGUUUUGCACCGUUCUCGCACGUUUCUCAAGACACUCCUGAUCACAUUGUCGACGCUCCCCCCGCACCUUCGCCGGCUACGAACAGACCACCACCACCACCACCACCACCAAAGCUUCUCGUAGCCAGAUUCACCGCACCUACUGUUACCAAAACCGACACAUGCUCUCGUGGCUGCAUCGACGCUCGCGGCAGCAUCGCCGUUCCGGGCGGGUUGUGUCAUCCGCAUAUCCAUCUCGACAAGUGCUACCUGCUCGACAGAUGUGCUCUCGCCACAGGCUCGUUUGACGAAGCCCUCACUUCGACUGCUGAGGCCAAGGCCAAGUUCACCAAACAGGACGUCAUGGCGAGGAUGCGCAGGCUGAUCGCGAGCUCUGUUUCGCAUGGGGUGACGUCGAUGCGCGCCUUUGUAGAGGUGGACCCGACCGUGGGGCUCAUGUGCGUAGAAGCUGCUGUACAGCUGAAGCACGCGUUUGAGGCGAGCUGCCAUGUUCAGAUUGUGGCUUUUGCGCAAGAUGCUAUAUUCUACCCGGACGACAAGGGUAAGGAGGAGAGGAUGCAUAAAUUGCUCAGGGAAGCAGCGUCGCGAGAAGAGGUCGAUGUGGUCGGCUCUGCGCCGUAUGUCGAAGCUCUUGGCCAGCACGAUCAGCACAGUCUCCCGGACACGGAAAGGAAACGAAAGCAAAAGGAGCAGCAACAGCGCAACAUCCGAUUCGUCUUUGAGCUCGCUCGCCAGCACGGCAAGCAUGUCGACUUUCACCUCGACUACGACCUCGAUCCACCGGGUAGCGAACAGGAUGGGCAGCAGUCCAUGAUCCCCUUCGUCGUCUCGCUCUCGCAACAAUCGGGCCAGCUCUGGAAGCAUGCUAACGGAAAGCAGAGGGGCAUCACGCUCGGGCACUGCACGAAGCUCUCGACAUUCACCCAAGCGGAUCUCGACGAGCUCGCGGCCAGGUUCGCCACAGACGACGAGAGCGUGCCGCGGAUCUCGUUUGUCUCGCUUCCGCCGUCCGACUUGUACAUGCAGGGGCGCUCUGCGCCGUACGCAUCGCGCUCGCGUGCGACGCUGCCGUUGCUCGCGCUGCACUCGAACCAUGCGUUGCAGAAGCACACCAACUGGGCGAUGGGCGUCAACAACGUCGCCAACCUGUUUACGCCGCAGGGGGAUGCGGACCCGCUGGCGCUGCUGCCGAUGAUGGUGGGCGUGUGGCAGAGCGCGAAACCGGACGACUGCGCGGUACUGCUCGGCGCGGUGAGCUGGGGAGCGAGGGUCGCGGCCGGGUUCGAUAGCGGUUACCGGGGUGGUGGGGAGACAGGCAGGAGUAUCUGGACGGAUCUGACGGUGGUGGAUGGGUCCGUGUCGGUGCAGGAGGUGGUGUGUGCUCCGAGCUAUUCGAGGAUUGCACUCAAGGAUGGACGCGUCGUCUCUAGGCGGAGGGUCGAGUCGGCGUUGUAUCCAUUGCUCACAGGCACGAAGCAGGAUUGA
Messenger RNA from Sporisorium graminicola, 1812 nucleotides. RefSeq lists its product as uncharacterized. Gene Ontology annotation, molecular function: hydrolase activity, acting on carbon-nitrogen (but not peptide) bonds, in cyclic amidines. The record is from RefSeq and is a predicted model, not a curated record. Bases 1 to 1812 code for a protein of 603 amino acids. The transcript has a single exon. NCBI's taxonomy places the organism in Eukaryota, Fungi, Basidiomycota, Ustilaginomycetes, Ustilaginales, Ustilaginaceae.